UUUCCAAAACAUCGCUGUACUCGGCUCGAAUUUAGCUCGAAAAAGGACUCUACGAAGCCUUCGAAAUACACAAAACGACGUAAAACGGCAACCGAAGAAUCUCAUUUGACGAAAUGGUAUGGGGAUUUGUGACUUGCGGUCCUAAUGAGGCACUUGUUGUCUCAGGAUGUUGUUACAUGAAACCGUUGCUUGUUCCCGGAGGACGAGCAUUUGUUUGGCCUUCCAUUCAACAGGUUCAAAGGAUUUCUUUGAACACAAUGACGCUCCAAGUUGAAUCUCCAACAGUUUACACGUCACAAGGUGUGCCAAUUUCCGUUACGGGAAUCGCUCAAGUCAAGAUUCAAGGACAAAAUGAAGACAUGUUAUUGACAGCAUGUGAGCAAUUUCUCGGAAAAACCGAGGCAGAAAUUCAGCAUAUUGCUCUCGUGACAUUGGAAGGACACCAACGUGCCAUUAUGGGUUCAAUGACUGUCGAAGAGAUCUACAAAGAUCGUAAAAAGUUUAGUAAGCAAGUGUUUGAAGUUGCCUCUUCGGAUUUGGUAAAUAUGGGAAUUACCGUGGUUUCUUACACUUUGAAGGAUAUCCGUGACGAAGAGGGAUAUUUGAAAAGUUUGGGUAUGGCGAGAACUGCUGAAGUUAAACGAGAUGCACGCAUCGGAGAAGCUGAAGCUCGUUGUGAUGCAACGAUCAAAGAAGCGAUUGCCGAAGAACAGCGAAUGGCUUCUCGUUUCUUGAACGAUACGGAAAUCGCUAAAGCUCAACGUGAUUUUGAGCUCAAAAAAGCUGCGUAUGACGUUGAGGUUCAAACUAAAAAAGCUGAAGCUGAACUCGCAUACGAACUUCAAGCUGCCAAAACGAAACAACGCAUCAAGGAGGAACAGAUGCAAAUCAAAGUCGUUGAACGAACUCAAGAAAUUCUUGUGCAGGAACAAGAAAUGGUGCGUAAAGAAGCCGAAUUGGAAGCUACAGUACGUCGCCCAAUGGAAGCUGAAAAGUAUCGUUUAGAAAAAUUAGCUGAAGCUAACAAGAAACGUGUCAUUCUCGAAGCUGAAGCAGAAAGUGAAGCUAUUCGCAUUCGAGGUGAAGCAAAAGCAUUUGCUAUUAAUGCCAAAGCCAAAGCUGAAGCAGAGCAAAUGGCAAAGAAAGCCGAAGCCUUUAGAGAAUAUCGCGAGGCUGCUAUGGUUGAAAUGUUGCUCGAUACAUUGCCAAAAGUCGCUGCUGAAGUUGCAGCUCCAUUGUCACAAGCGAAGAAAAUCACAAUGGUAUCGUCAGGCACAGGCGAAAUUGGCGCAGCGAAACUCACGGGAGAAGUGCUUCAAAUUGUCAACAAAGUACCCGAAUUGGUCAAGACAAUAACUGGCGUCGACAUCUCAAGGAUGCAGGAAACCGUUCAUGCUCAACCCGUUACUGUUCAGUAAAUUCUUUUCUUCUUCAUGUUUGUAUUUUUUUGAAUAAUGAUCCAUAAACCGACCAAAAAUUACACAAAGUUGGCUUAAAAAGUGCUUUAUAACCCGAAAAUAUAUUGAAUUAUGACAUUAUCCGUGCACGCUGGAUAGAUUCUAACAUCUAUGCCUAAAAA
Molecule: messenger RNA, 1579 nt
Organism: Culicoides brevitarsis
Lineage: Eukaryota; Metazoa; Arthropoda; Insecta; Diptera; Ceratopogonidae
Gene: Flo1
Product: flotillin-1
Exons: 10
Coding region: 114-1418 (434 amino acids)
Biological process (GO): protein kinase C signaling; positive regulation of cell junction assembly; positive regulation of endocytosis
Cellular component (GO): cytoplasmic vesicle; plasma membrane; flotillin complex
Source: RefSeq, a predicted model, not a curated record